AUGUGGGCACGGUGGGCGCCGCCCAGCGAGGUCUCCCCCGGUUUCCUUUUCGCAAUGGAGGGCACAUGGCCCUGGACCGGCGGCGCCGCCCAGCCGCCCGCGCCCGCAAGCGUCCCUCUUCCGUUGAUGCUGCUCCUCACGCCGUCCAGGGCGGACCAACAGCGGCUCCCGACCGGGCCCCAGAUCCCGAGCUGGGCGGCGGACUCGGAGGGCUACGAGGUCCAGGCGCCUCCCGAACUGGCCGCUGCCGAAGUGGACGAGGACGAGGAUGACGAGGAGGCCGGCUCGAGGAUGUCCGCCGCGCGCCGUCGCACCAUCCGCCGCCGGAUGUUGCGCAGGGGUGCGCUCGCCCGGGCCCGCCGCGACAGCCAGCUCACCGGGCCUUCCGCGACCACGUCCGCGGAGGCGGACCUGGCGGCCGGAGCGGCGUUUGUUAUCUCGCUGUAG
Messenger RNA from Prorocentrum cordatum, 447 nucleotides. NCBI's taxonomy places the organism in Eukaryota, Dinophyceae, Prorocentrales, Prorocentraceae. The record is from the annotation of a GenBank genome assembly.